UAGGCCUAGUUGAAGUAGCUCAGUGAAGCGAAUCGCAUUCUCUUGAUUCGAUCCAGUCCUACUGAAGCGAUAAAUCGUACAUCUGAGUGUUGUGUGGGAGUAUACGUUAUUCAGUACUAUCCGUAGUAUGUAACACACCGGGCCGUGCUGUUAUUAAUAUCGAUUAUAACACGCUAAUGACAUUGACGUAUUGAAGGACAUACGGUUUGCAUCAAUCCUGUUAAAACCACUAAAAGCAUAUGACACUAGGUUGCCCCGUGGUUGGAAAAGUUUGAUUUGAGCUGCGAUAUUUAUCAUUUCAUUCUAUCACCAGCAAGAUUUCUUAGUUCUGGAUUAUUUCAAAGAAAUCAAGACCGACUCAAGUACGAUUUUUAAAAAAAAAAUUGAUUUUUUAAAUAUCGUAGUAGAACGGGCGUUAAUCUGGAAUGGAAUCGUUACCAACCCCAAGCAGGGUUGUGGAAGCAAAGCUGGUCCCAGAGAAGGAGAAAGUGAAACUGAGUGCAACUCAGGAAAACAUACUAGAAUCGAACUUCAAACAAAGUAAGAACAUUGACGAUAUUAUGUUGGAGAUUAUCGCAGCUGAGGCUGGUCUUAGUGUAAAGGACACUGAGAAAUGGUUUCAGAACAGAAUUGCUUUGUGGAGAAAACAAGAAGGAUUAGCACCAUCCAGCGGAUUUGUUGCCUAGGCUAGAGUGACUUGUAAUAAUCAGCCUAAACUUUCCGACAAAAAACGGGUGCUUGGCUUCUUAAAAGACUAAAUAUCACCUUUUGACAAUCACUCUGUGCCUUAUGAAAUUGUCAUAUCUAUAUCUGGAAGUUUCAUGUACCUCAAGUUUUAAGCAGUUUAUGGUUAAACUGUAAGAGACGCGAUUGUGUUCCAUUCAGCAAUAGGAUUGGUAUAUGAUGGCAUAUCACGGGGCCCCUAAAAGCUUGUGCCCUAUGCUCUCUUCUCCUCCACUGGAAAUCUGUUGAGCAAAAACAUUAUGCUCAAAUAGCUUUAAAAUCACUUAAAAUCACCUUAUUUUGUAAUGAUAAUUCCCCCUCAUUAACCAUUGAGUCCUUUACAUGUCUUCUCGCCCUUGCCCUACCAUAUAUCAAUACCCCUAAUACUCCACUGAAUGAGAAAGAGGAAACGUUUGGGAAUGGGUGGACCGGGACAAGGGGAGAAAUUCUGAGACGGAGUGGAGAGGUAAAACAGCAAAACACAAAAAAAAAAAAAAAAAAAAAAAAAAAGAAGAGUGAUGAUUCUUAAAAUACAGGGUUGAGGCUAAAGCGUGGUUUUCAUAAAAUAGCUACACGCUAUUGGUGAAUGCUGACUGGUCGGUCGGACUAUCUAUUUGGGAGCGUUCCCGACUGCGUCGAGAGGACAGCUGAGCAAGGUACCUAAUGAUUGCUGUGGAAACAUUGUACCGACAUUAUAGGGAUUUUAUGGAAACCAGGCUAUACAUUUAGGUAAAUCUGGGUAAUUUCAACACUUGUACGGCAACCUGCUUGCGGGGGUGGGGGUGGGGAAGUAGAAAUUCCCAAAGGCAACAACGAAGUCUGAAUUUAAUUGAGGACGUUACUGUCUAUAGUUUGAGUCACUAAAAACGUGUAAUCCUAACUGGCGGAUGAAUAUAUCCGAGGAGCGGUGAUGUUGCCAUUAAAUCAGGGUCCUGAUUAAAUUAACCGUUAGAAGCACAAUUAAUAUUUAAAGGCUCUUCAUGGCACAUCUCUUUCAUCUAAAAAUCUCCGCCAAUGAAUUUAUGGUGACACGUUCGUGUGAAUCUGCGAACUUCAGAACAUACGCACGUUACUAAUGAAUUGUAGAGUAAGCUAUAAAUAAAUUAUUAUUAUUAUUAUUAUUAUUAUACAUUAAAUAAUAAUAUGGAUGAAUACUGAAUUUAAAAGUAAAUUAAUUAAUUAUAUAUAUACAGAGAAAACAAACAAUGCGUAGGCAGUAAAGUUGUGUGCUGUUGGCCUAUUUGGUCAACGAUAGUGGCCACGUGGACACACGUGUCACGUAGUACGAGUAUCUUUGGUUACAAUGUUUGUCGGUCAAUAAAUAGACCACUACUGACCCUAGUCAUAUUCAAGAAAUAGGCCUAUGUCUAGAUUUUGUUAGAUAUUACAAAUGAUAUUUGUGUAACGAAUAAAUUAUUGUCUGACAAACA
Messenger RNA from Anneissia japonica, 2153 nucleotides. Its product is annotated as homeodomain-only protein-like. Gene Ontology annotation, molecular function: DNA binding. Bases 426 to 686 code for a protein of 86 amino acids. Gene Ontology annotation, biological process: regulation of transcription by RNA polymerase II; cell differentiation. The record is from RefSeq and is a predicted model, not a curated record. The transcript has 2 exons. Gene Ontology annotation, cellular component: nucleus. Lineage: Eukaryota; Metazoa; Echinodermata; Crinoidea; Comatulida; Comatulidae.